CACCAGCAAGCGGUUUCAUCAAGAUAGACGCCAACUGGUACCUGUGGGUUGAGGCUCAGAAGACUUGGUCAGACGCGGAGGCUCACUGCCAGAGUCUUCACUCCUCUGCCCACUUAACGGACGUUCCUUCUCUGAAACUGAACACGCGGUUGAUCAACUACGCCAGGCAUAAUCAAGGAGGGAACUUCUGGACAAGCGGUAACGACCAACAGACAGACGGCCAGUGGGUGUGGCAACAUCCGGGCACCUCCGUUGGGUUCACAAAUUGGAGAACUGACGAACCGAAUGGCGGAACGAACGAAAACUGUAUGAUGGUGUACAGUCAGCCAAGGGAAACCCACCAUACUCAGUGGAACGACGCGCCGUGUUCGGAAACGGUGUCUUUUAUUUGUAAGAUUUAG
Molecule: messenger RNA, 401 nt
Organism: Lingula anatina
Lineage: Eukaryota; Metazoa; Brachiopoda; Lingulata; Lingulida; Lingulidae
Product: secretory phospholipase A2 receptor-like
Source: RefSeq, a predicted model, not a curated record